Messenger RNA from Adineta ricciae, 405 nucleotides. NCBI's taxonomy places the organism in Eukaryota, Metazoa, Rotifera, Eurotatoria, Adinetida, Adinetidae. The record is from the annotation of a GenBank genome assembly.
AUGAUUCUUCGUUUCCAGUUUCUCGUUCCAUUUUCACGCGAAUUCUUUCUUAAUUUAGGUGCAUGUCGUGUCUCGCCAGGCAGUUGCCAAGAUUUCUUAAAUGGCUCAGCUGGCCAAGGUAAUACUGUGGUCAUUGUGACUGGUGGAGAGAAAAGGUUUUGUACGAUUGGUAAGAAUUGGCUUUCAAAUCGAUGGAUUUGGGGACAAUCAAUUGUUGGUUAUCUAUCUCUUCGUCGCCCCGUGACGACCAUUGUUGCUAGGUCGAUUCAUGUCAAUCAAAUCACUGAUCCAACUCAAACCGAUAUCGAUCAACUUCAUUGUCCAUACGUUCAAACAGUCGAACAGUUAUAUGAAACUAAUAAAGCAAACUAUGGUUUUGAACAUGUAAAACUAGAGAUCAUUUGA